AUGCCCUCGUCGUCCAGCUUGACCUCGUCCGAAAAGAGCCUCGUCAAGAAGCACGCGCCGUCCGGCGCAGGCGACAAGAUCCACGCCGCCGCCAUCGGCCGCAUCUACUACGCGUACCCGGACCCGGCUAAGUGGAGCUUCAGCGGCAUCUCGGGCGCCGUCGUCUUUGGCUGGGGAGCCGCCGGUGGGUGGCUCAAGGUCGUCGACCUCGCCGGCACGCGCGGCGUCAUCUGGCAGCACGGCGUCGUCGAGGACCUGCAGUACUACCAGGACCGCACCUUCUUCCACACGUUCCCCUCGGACGACUGCAUGAUCGGCAUCGCCUUCUCGUCCGAGUCGGAGGCCGCCGACCUGUUCAAAAAGGUGUCGCUCCGGCACAAGUACGCCGCCAAGGCCUCGGGCGGCAGCAGUCGCGGCACUGGCGGCGGCUCGUCGUCGUCGAUGGCCGCCGUUGCGGCCGUCAAGGCGUCGUCCAAGGGCGGCAAGAAGAAGAAGGGCGGCGGGAUCGACAAGAGCAUGAUUGGCGCGCCGACUGGGUUCUCGCACGUCGCGCACAUGGGCUUUGACGCGCAAGAGGGCUUCUCGACGCGCAACAUCGACCCGAGCUGGGAGAGGCUGUUCCAGCAGCUCGAGGGUCAGGGCAUCAGUCGCAGCCAGAUCGAGAAGAACGAGCACUUUAUCCGCAACUUUGUCGAGGGCUCGGGCGGGCCCAACGCCGCUCCGCCUCCUCCUCCAGCGGGCGGUCCUCCCGGCCGUGCCCCGCCGCCGCCCGGCGGCCCCUCGUCGACGGGCCCGGCGUUCGCGCCCAUGAAAGCCAAGCGCGUCCCGCCGCCGGCCCCGCCGUCGCGCACCGUCAAGCGCAAGCCGCCCCCGCCACCGUCGCGCGGCGCCGCUCCGGCCGCUCCGCCGCCGCCGCCGCCGCCUCCUGCCCGAGGCGCCGCAGCACCGCCGCCGCCGCCACCGCCGCCUGCACCUCCCGCACGCGGUGGCGCCGCGCCUCCUCCUCCUCCCCCGCCCCCUCCUCCCGCUCGCGGCGGCGCACCUCCCCCUCCUCCUCCGCCGCCACCUGCUGCAGGGCGCGCACCGCCCCCGCCGCCCCCCGUGGCUGCCCCAGGAGCAGGCGCGGGCGACGACCGCGGCGCACUGCUCGCGAGCAUCCAGGGCGCCGGGCUCGGCAAACUGCGCAAGGUCGACAAGUCAGCGGCCGACAACGCCGGCUCGCUCGCCGCGCUCGGCAUCGUCGGCGCGGGCGUCGCCGGCGCGGCGACGACGGCUGCCGACGUGGCGCAUGCCUCGUCGGGCGCAGACGACGGUGCAGGGGGAGUGGGAGGGGGAGGGGGAGGGGACCUCGCGAGCGCGCUCGCGGCGGCGCUCAGCCAGCGCAAGGGCAACAUGGGCGACAGCGAGGACGAGGACGAGAGCGACGAGGAGGAUUGGUGA
Messenger RNA from Rhodotorula graminis WP1, 1440 nucleotides. RefSeq lists its product as uncharacterized. The transcript is spliced from 5 exons. Lineage: Eukaryota; Fungi; Basidiomycota; Microbotryomycetes; Sporidiobolales; Sporidiobolaceae. Gene Ontology annotation, molecular function: actin binding. Bases 1 to 1440 code for a protein of 479 amino acids. The record is from RefSeq and is a predicted model, not a curated record.